Messenger RNA from Chenopodium quinoa (quinoa), 1595 nucleotides. Its product is annotated as nitrile-specifier protein 5-like. Gene Ontology annotation, cellular component: cytosol; nucleus. Gene Ontology annotation, biological process: nitrile biosynthetic process. Gene Ontology annotation, molecular function: enzyme regulator activity; protein binding. The transcript has 2 exons. The coding region runs from base 128 to 1108 and encodes 326 amino acids. The record is from RefSeq and is a predicted model, not a curated record. NCBI's taxonomy places the organism in Eukaryota, Viridiplantae, Streptophyta, Magnoliopsida, Caryophyllales, Amaranthaceae.
UAUUAUACACAGAGAGAGCAUUAGAAGUGUUUUUUCUGAGGCAGUUGGCCCGUUGACAAAUAAAAAGGGGUGGCGAGGAACAAACUUUACACUAAAAAAACAGUGGGAGGUUCGAAAGAAUAGAACAAUGUUCAUUCAGGGUAAUUGGGCUAAGUUUGAACAGAAUGGAAUAGGGCCUGGAGCAAGGAGUUCACAUGCAAUAGCCAUAGUAGGAAAGAAGCUCUAUGCCUUUGGGGGUGAAUUCAUGCCACGAGUCCCCGUUGAUAACAAGCUGUAUGUCUUUGAUCUUGAGGACCAAUCAUGGUCUGUCAAUGAAGCCAGUGGAGAUAUCCCACCGCCACGUGUUGGUGUCUCAAUGGCAGCCGUAAAUGACACUAUCUAUGUCUUCGGUGGUAGGGAUGCUGAACACAAAGAGCUCAAUGAAUUCUUUUCCUUUGACACAACUACUAACAAAUGGACCCUUCUUUCUAGUGGCGAAACUGGGCCACUCCACCGAAGCUACCAUUCUACAGCAACUGAUGAUCGUCAUGUGUACAUUUUUGGUGGCUGUGGAUUCUCUGGCCGGUUAAACGACCUUUGGGCAUAUGAUACCAUUGAUAAAAAAUGGAUGAACUUCCCACCUCCUGGUGAAAAUUGCAAAGGAAGAGGUGGGCCUGGGCUUGCAGUUGUACAAGAUAAAGUUUGGGUUGUGUAUGGAUUCGCAGGGAAAGAGGUGGAUGAUGUCCACUGCUUUGAUCUCAUCAAGAAAGAGUGGGCCGAGGUUGAAACAACAGGCGAAAAGCCCACAGCUCGAAGUGUAUUUUCAACUGCUACAAUUGGCAAGUACAUAUUCAUAUAUGGUGGAGAGAUUGACCCUAGUGAUUUGGGUCACCUAGGUGCUGGUAAAUUCUCAGGAGAAGUCUAUGCUUUGGACACAGAAACACUAGUGUGGAAGAAAUUGGAGGAUGGCUACAAUUCAGCUGAUCAUCCAGGCCCGAGGGGUUGGUGCGCCUUUGCUGAUGGAAAAAGCAAUGGAAAACCCGGGUUGUUGGUUUAUGGUGGUAAUUCACCUAGCAAUGACCGGCUUGGUGAUAUUUUCUUCUUCACCCCACGUAUAAACAUUGAAUAAGUGGUGAAAGUAGUUGUAUCUCUUGUACGUAACUUGUGAACGAGCACGGCCAACCAGUCGCUUAGCUGUGACAUGGUCAAGUGCAUGUUUAUAGUGUCACCAAAUGAAUAAUUGUGAAUAAGGUGGUUGUAAUGUAGCACUAUUUUGUUGGGCUAGAAGUCUAUUGAGACUAUCCCCGAUGAUAUACUGUGGUGCUUUGGCUGCUUAGUGAUUACUGUCUGUGUCAGCUUCUUCUGUCAUGGUUGGACUUUCAAGUUGUGUUUCUGAUUUAAUAAAUCCCAACUGAGAUUUGGCACGACUGAGAAAUAUUGAUGAUUUUAUGACAGGCUGUAGAGUCUAUUUUACUUGUAAUAGUAUUUUUACUUUCUUGUCUAUUAUGCAAAUUUCAAAAGGUGAAUGUAAAGAUUUCUGUGACUUAAAAUAACUUCUAUGUUUCUCAAGAUUCGAGAGUAAAUGAUACAUAUGGGCUGAUGGGCAUGUAUCCUAA